Molecule: messenger RNA, 5958 nt
Organism: Penaeus indicus
Lineage: Eukaryota; Metazoa; Arthropoda; Malacostraca; Decapoda; Penaeidae
Product: myosin heavy chain, muscle-like
Exons: 22
Coding region: 156-5885 (1909 amino acids)
Biological process (GO): sarcomere organization; muscle contraction
Cellular component (GO): myosin II complex; myosin filament; cytoplasm
Molecular function (GO): microfilament motor activity; ATP binding; actin filament binding
Source: RefSeq, a predicted model, not a curated record
CACCCAACACACGUUAUAAAAGAGGUGAUAUGUGUAAGACUCCCUCAGUGGGAAGCGGGACUUCUCGUGGCAGCGGUGACGAAUACAAAGAAAUUUCAGUACCCACCGGCUGUACUUGAGUUCCUCUUCGUAGUCGCUCCGCACGCACCACCAGCAUGCCCGGCCACGUUGUGAAGAGCACGGGUCCCGACCCCGACCCCACUGAAUAUCUCUUCGUUUCCCCUGAACAAAAGCGCAUCGAUCAAACGAAGCCUUACGACCCCAAGAAGUCCGUCUGGGCUCCUGAUCCCGAUGAGGGUUUCGUUGAAGCUAUUCUUGUGGGAGCCAAAGGCGACAAGCUGGUAUCGGUUAAGCUCCCCAACGGUGAGACGAAGGACUUCAAGAAGGAAGUCAUCGGUCAAGUCAACCCUCCCAAGUACGAGAAAUGUGAGGAUGUGUCUAACUUGACCUUCCUUAAUGAUGCCUCUGUCUUGUACAACCUAAAGACCCGUUAUCAGGCUAGGCUUAUCUACACUUACUCCGGUCUUUUCUGCAUUGUCGUCAACCCCUACAAACGCUACCCCAUCUACACCAACCGCGUCGUCAAAAUCUACCAGGGCAAGAGGCGUAAUGAGGUUCCUCCUCAUCUCUUCGCCAUUUGCGACGGUGCCUACGCGAACAUGAUGCAAGAGCGUCAGAACCAGUCUAUGCUUAUCACUGGUGAGUCUGGAGCCGGCAAGACUGAGAACACAAAGAAAGUGUUGUCUUAUUUUGCCAACGUCGGCGCCUCUGGAAAGAAAGAAGAUAACAAAAAGAACUUAGAAGACCAGAUCAUCCAGACCAACCCCAUCCUUGAGGCCUAUGGUAACGCCAAGACCACCCGUAACGACAACUCAUCUCGUUUCGGUAAAUUCAUCCGUGUGCACUUCAUGCCCACUGGCAAACUGUCUGGCGCUGAUAUCGAGGUGUACUUGCUGGAGAAGGCUCGUGUCAUCUCCCAGUCCCCCGCCGAGCGAGGCUACCAUAUCUUCUACCAGCUCAUGUGCGACCAGAUUGAAAACAUUAAGCCACUCUGUCUACUGUCGAAUGAUAUCUACGACUAUCACUUCGUGUCCCAGGGAAAAGUCACUGUCCCAUCCAUUGACGACAAGGAAGACAUGCAGUUCACCCAUGAUGCCUUUGACAUCCUGAACUUUACCAACGAAGAGAGAGAGAACUGCUACAAGGUCACGGCGUCUAUCAUGCACUUUGGCAACUGCAAGUUCAGGCAGAGGGGACGCGAGGAACAGGCCGAACCCGAUGGAACUGAGCCCGGUGAAGUUGUUGGAAAGCUUCUUGGUGUUGAAGGCGAGGAGCUCUAUAGGAACCUGUGUAAACCCAAGAUCAAGGUCGGCACAGAGUUCGUCACUCAAGGAAGGAAUGUCGAUCAGGUCAACUACAGCGUCGGUGCUAUGUCAAAGGCUCUGUUCGACCGUACUUUCAAGUGGAUUGUCAAGAAGUGUAACCUGACACUUGAGACUGGCCUGAGUCGUGCUAUGUUCAUCGGCGUGCUCGACAUUGCUGGGUUCGAAAUCUUCGACUUCAACGGUUUCGAGCAAAUCUGCAUCAACUUCUGUAACGAGAAGCUGCAGCAGUUCUUCAACCACCACAUGUUCGUGCUGGAACAGGAAGAAUAUGCAAGAGAAGGCAUUGUCUGGCAGUUCGUCGACUUUGGCAUGGAUCUGCAAGCUUGCAUUGAACUCUUCGAAAAGAAAAUGGGGAUCCUCUCCAUCCUUGAGGAAGAGUCCAUGUUCCCCAAGGCUACUGACAAGACCUUCGAGGAGAAGCUGAAUAUCAACCAUCUCGGAAAGUCUCCUUGCUUCAUCAAGCCCAAGCCUCCAAAGGCCGGCCAGCCUGAGAACCACUUUGCCAUCGUUCACUAUGCUGGUACUGUGUCCUACAACCUCACUGGCUGGCUUGAGAAGAACAAGGAUCCUCUCAACGACACCGUCGUCGACCAGCUUAAGAAGUCUUCCAACGCCUUAACAGUUGAGCUCUUCGUUGACCAUCCCGGCCAGUCUGGUGACGGAGGCGGCAAAGGGAAAGGAGGAAAACAGCAAACUGGAUUCAAAACUGUAUCUUCGGGUUAUAAGGAUCAGCUGGGCAACUUGAUGAAGACACUGAACGCCACUCACCCUCACUUCAUCCGCUGCAUUGUGCCUAACGAGUUCAAGAAGCCGGGUGUUGUUGAUGCCGGCCUCAUUAUGCAUCAAUUGACUUGCAACGGUGUACUUGAGGGCAUCCGUAUCUGCCGGAAGGGCUUCCCCAACAGGAUGCCGUACCCUGACUUCAAGACGCGUUACAAUAUCCUGGCCGCCAAGGAGAUGAUCGAGGCGAAGGACGAUAAGAAAGCGGCCAAGGCAUGCUUCGACAAGGUCGCCCUCGACGCCGAGUUAUACCGCACAGGGAAUACCAAGGUGUUCUUCCGCGCCGGUGUCCUGGGUACUCUCGAGGAGAUUCGCGACGACCGGAUCUGCCUGCUCAUGUCUCAUCUCCAGGCGUGGAUCCGCGGCUUCUCCAGUCGAAAGCAAUAUGCCAAAAUGCAGAAGCAGAGAAAUGCUCUCAUUAUCAUCCAGCGCAACAUCAGGAAGUACCAGAAGAUGCGCUCUUGGCUCUGGUACGAGAUGUGGACUAAGCUGAAGCCCAAGCUCAACGUUACUCGCAUUGAGGAUGAGCUCGCUAGACUGGAGGAGACCGCUGAGAAGGCUGAGGCGGAAUUUGCUAAGGAAACGAAACUCCGCGAAGAACUUGAAAUCAAAAAUGCUGCUCUUCUUCAAGAGAGGAAUGAUCUUUUGUCAGCCGUAGAGUCUAGCAAGGGUGGUAUGUCUGACUAUCUUGAUAAGCAAGCCAAGUUGCAAGCUCAGAAGUCCGAGUUAGAGGCCCAGCUUAACGAAACCCUAGAACGCCUCCAAAGUGAAGAGGAAGCACGCAACCAGCUGGAUAACGGCAGGAAAAAAUGUGAACAGGAGGUUGGGAACCUGAAGAAGGACCUGGAAGAUCUCGAGCUCAGCAUCCAGAAGGGUGAGCAGGACAAGCUCACAAAGGAUCAGCAGAUCCAUAAUCUUAAAGAUGAAGUCGCUCACCAAGAGGAAUUAAUCACUAAGGUAAAUAAGGAAAAGAAGCAUCUUCAGGAAUGCAACCAAAAGACUGCCGAAGAUCUCCAGGCCAUUGAGGACAAGUGCAACCACCUCAACAAAGUCAAAGGCAAACUGGAAUCAACGCUUGAUGAGCUCGAGGAUUCUCUCGAACGCGAGAAGAAGCUUCGCAGUGAGGUAGAGAAGGCUAAGAGGAAAGUCGAAGGUGACCUCCGGCUGACUCAGGAAGCUGUUUCUGAUCUUGAAAGGAAUCACAAGGAACUCGAAAUGGCCGUCGAACGCAAGGAUAAGGAGAUUUCUGCCAUCACUGCCAAAAUCGAAGAUGAACAGCUUCUUGUGAACAGGGACCAGAGACAGGUCAAGGAACUGCAAGCUCGCCUGGAGGAACUCGAGGAGGAGGUCGAGCACGAACGUCAAGCCCGUGCGAAGGCCGAGAAAGCCAAGAAUCAUCUCUCUCGCGAAUUGGGAGAACUUGGCGAGCGGCUGGAUGAAGCUGGCGGUGCCACGGCGACUCAGAUCGAGAUCAACAAGAAACGCGAGAGUGAACUGGGGAAGGUCCGGCGCGAGAUCGAGGAGGCCAACCUUCAGCAUGAGGCCGCCCUAGCUUCCUUGCGCAAGAAGCACAACGAUGCUAUUGCUGAGAUGUCUGAGCAAAUCGACUAUCUCAACAAGAUGAAGGCCAGAGUUGAGAAGGAUAAGGAGACAAUGAAGCGUGAUGCAGAUGAUGCAAGAGCUUCCAUGGAUUCCCUUAGUCGUGAAAAGACUGCUUCCGAGAAGACCACCAAGCAGCUUCAACAUCAGCUAAGUGAACUCCACGCUAAACUUGAUGAGGCCAACCGUACCCUGAGUGACUUUGACGCCACCAAGAAGAAGCUUGCCUGCGAGAAUGCUGACCUUAUCCGCCAGCUAGAAGAGGCCGAAAACCAAGUCGGCCAGCUGUCCAGGCUGAAACUGUCUCUCACCAACCAGCUGGAUGAUACUAGGAAGCUCGCUGAUGAGGAGAGCAGGGGACGUGCUACUCUGUUGGGAAAGCUGCGCAACUUGGAGCAUGAUAUUGACGUCCUUCGCGAGCAACUGGAAGAGGAGAGCGAGGCAAAGGCGGACGUUCAGCGAAUGCUCUCCAAGGCUAACGCUGAGGCUCUUAUGUGGCGCUCCAAGUACGAGUCUGAGGGUGUUGCCCGUGCAGAGGAACUUGAAGCUUCUCGCAUGAAGCUUGCCGCUCGCCUCGAGGAAGCUGAAAUGCAAAUCGAGUCCCUCAAUGUUAGGAACCUGCAUCUUGAGAAAACCAAGGUGCGUGCUUCCGCCGAAUUAGAGGAUCUUCAGGCUGCUGCUGAGCGUGCGCAAACCCUUGCUCUUGCCGCUGAGAAGAAACAGAAGAACUUCGAUAAGAUCCUCUCUGAAUGGAAGAUGAAGGUCGAUGACCUUGCUGCUGAACUCGAUGCCUCCCAGAAGGAAUGCCGCAACUACUCCACCGAACACUUCCGCCUAAAGGCUGCUUACGAAGAGAACAUUGAACAACUCGACAGCAUCCGCCGUGAGAAUAAGAACCUCAGUGAUGAGAUUAAAGAUCUGAUGGACCAGAUUGGCGAAGGUGGACGAGCUUAUCAUGAAGCUCAGAAGAACUGUAAACGACUGGAAGUCGAGAAGGAAGAGCUCCAAGCAGCUCUCGAGGAGGCUGAGGCAGCUCUGGAACAGGAGGAGAACAAGGUCCUCCGAACACAGCUCGAACUCAGCCAAGUCAGGCAAGAGAUUGACAGGCGUAUUCAAGAGAAGGAAGAAGAAUUUGAAAAUACUCGCAAGUGUCAUCAGCGUGCAAUUGAUUCCAUGCAAGCUUCUCUUGAGGUUGAAGCCAAGGGUAAGGCUGAGGCUCUUCGCAUAAAGAAGAAACUCGAGUCUGACAUCAAUGAGCUCGAGAUUGCCCUUGACCAUGCCAAUAAGGCCAAUUCCGACCUCCAUAAACAUUACAAGAAGAUUCAGGAAGAGACCAAGGACAUGGAAGCCCGCGUUAAGGAGGAACAGCGUCUUGCCGCUGAGUUCCUUGAACAGUAUGGCAUUGCUGAACGCCGUGCCAAUGCUCUUCAUGGAGAGUUGGAGGAAUCCCGUGCUCUCCUGGAACAAUCCGACCGCGGGCGCCGCCAGGCUGAGUCUGAGCUCAACGAUGCACGCGAUCAAGUCAACAAUCUUACCGAACAGAAUUCUGCUCUUAACGCCUCCAAGAGAAAGCUCGAGGGUGAAAUGCAGACACUGCAUGCUGAUCUUGAAGAGAUGCUUAGCGAAGCAAAGAACUCCGAGGAGAAGGCGAAGAAGGCCAUGAUUGAUGCUGCCCGUCUAGCUGAUGAACUCCGCUCUGAGCAGGAACAUGCAAUGACGCAAGAGAAGAUGCGCAAGGGUCUCGAGGUUACCGUUAAAGAGCUGCAGACUCGUCUUGAGGAGACUGAAAGCACUGUCAUGAAGACCGGGAAGAAGGCGAUCAGCAACCUCGAAUCUCGUAUCCGUGAGCUCGAGGUUUCUCUGGACGAUGAGUCUCGCCGCCACGCGGACUCUCAGAAGAACCUGAGGAAGUGCGAGAGGCGCAUCAAGGAGCUCGCCUUCCAGGCUGACGAGGAUAAGAAGAAUCAUGAGAGGAUGCAGGACCUCGUCGAUAAGCUCCAGCAGAAGAUCAAGACCUACAAGCGCCAGAUCGAGGAGGCUGAGGAGAUCGCCGCCCUCAACCUGGCCAAGUUCCGCAAGGCUCAGCAGGAGCUUGAGGAAGCUGAGGCCUCCAGAUAUUAAACUCUGUUGAUUUCAAAUCUAUGUGAUUUGAAACAACAUAGUUGUAGAUGUAGAAAUAAAAUAAGAAAAUUAA